AUGGUUGGCUUUAAUGUAGAAAAUGAAGAAUCUUUGAAUUCUAUGUAUAUUUGCUCACAUUGUUCUUUGUUACUACGAGAUCCUGUGCAAUUAACUGAAUGUGGUCAUCGUUUUUGUCAAUCAUGUAUUAAUGAACAAGAAAGCGAUAUAAUCACAUGUUCAGAAUGUCGUGAUAAAAUAUCUCGAAACAAAUUAAUAAUCGAUCGUGGUUUUAAAAAUGAUAUGCAGUCCUUAUCGAUUGUAUGUUCACUUUGUAGUUGGACUGAUAUAUUAAAAAAUUACCAAGAUCAUCUUGAUCAAAUUCAUCCAAAUCCAAUAUGUAAGUAUUGUGAUGAAAAAUUUUCUUCAAUCAGUGAUCUUGAUCGACACAAACAAUAUAAUUGUGAAAAAAUCACUGUUUAUUGUCCUUUAAAACAAUUUGGAUGUGAAGAAAUGAUUCUUCGUAUUAAUCUUUGUCAACAUUAUCUUAGUGAACAACAUCAAAAAAUAUUCAUGAAUAUUGUUCGUCAUUUGACACCAAUAUUACCAAAUGUUAUGUAUAAACAAUCCGAAAUCUCGUCACAAAUGACAAUUGAUCUUUCUUAUACGACAGAAAACGAUAGAAUUCAAUUAGAAGAAUUCUAUGAGAUGAUUAACCUUCUAUCAGGUGGUAUUGAAACAUUAAAUGAUGAUAUACAACGUCUUUUCAUUGAAUCUAUUUCUCAUAAAAAUGGAUUGGAUCCUUUGACGAAAGACUUAUCAAUACUGAAAGUCUCAAUUGAAGAACAGAAUAAUUUUCUCGAUGGUGUGAAAAUGAAUCAACAAGUUCUUGAACAAGAUCUUGCAUCUAUGGAACAAAAAAUUAAUGAUAUGAAAACGAGUUCUUAUGAUGGAACAUUCGUUUGGAAAAUAACGAAUGUACAAGAAAAAAUGAUCAAUGCUCAAUCUGAAAGACAAACAUCGAUUUAUUCUGCAGCAUUUUAUUCCUCCACAACAGGUUAUAAAAUGUGUACUCGUCUCUAUUUAAAUGGUGAUGGUAAUGCUCGUCGAACACAUAUGUCAUUAUUUUUCGUCCUUAUGCGUGGUCAAUAUGAUGCUAUUCUAAAAUUUCCAUUUCAUUAUAAAGUAACAUUUUGUCUUUAUGAUCAAAGUGCUCAACAACGUCAUCUUCUUGAUUCAUUUCGACCAGAUAUCAAAUCGGCUAGUUUUCAACGACCACGUUCAGACAUGAAUAUUGCAAGUGGUAUACCAAAAUUUGUUCCUCUAACAUUCAUACAACAUGAUAAUAAUCCAUAUGUUCGUGAUGAUGCAAUGUUUAUCAAAGUGAUGAUUGAUUUUGGUGAUAUGCCAAAAACACUUUUACCUUAUGCAUUAAGUCUUAAUCCAGGUAUACCGACUGAAAUGCAACAAAAUAUGAUUCAACAAGAAUCUGAGAGACGACAGCAACAGCAAAUAUUUACGUCUUCAAUGGCACAUGCUGAGACAGAUCAAUCUGUGAACGUGAAUUUACAGCAGACCAAUACGCUCUUGAAUAUACCUACCAACAUAGACAAUGAACUAAGUGAUCCAACGAACAAUACUAUAAAUCAGAGAUGUGCGGGGCAUUGA
Rotaria sordida is the source of this 1587-nucleotide messenger RNA. The record is from the annotation of a GenBank genome assembly. Lineage: Eukaryota; Metazoa; Rotifera; Eurotatoria; Philodinida; Philodinidae.